AACCUUUCACUUAUUCUAAAAAUUCUAUCUAUCAGUAAUUAACGAUCUUGGAAUGAAAACGCAGAGCAUUUAGAAGUGAUACCAUUCGUACGUACGAUUCAAACAAUUCGCAUGCCAUAUUUACAACAUUUUAAAAUGAAGAAAAGCAUUCUUUUGGUGGUGGUCACAAUAGUCGUUGCGGCAACACUUUCGGAAGCCGUACAGUUUGGUUUAUUUAAUCGGCCCUCACAUCAAUCAACAACGACUAGUAAACCCCAACCCCGCGGAGGUCUUUUGGGUCUAAACAUACUAAAACCGGUAACUUCUAUACUGGACGCCGUUGGUCAUACGGUUGGGGCGAUACUUAACCUGCUAGUUGGCGGGUUGCGAUACAAACCGUACAAAAGGAUUACCACAACACCAAUGCCUACAAUUUCAGUUGAAAUUACACCACCACAUAUAGUUUCCAUAGAAAUCAACACCCCUCCACCCACAGCUCAUGUCGUAGUCUCGCUCUCCACAAAGCCAUCCCUUCCGGUAGCACCGCCUAAAAUUACAACACCCACCUCCACUCUGGCUGCAAUUACUGAAUCAACAACGCAAUCCACAGUUACAUCUGAAAAACCAACAGAACCUACAACUACAGAAUCAACCACGCAACCAUCGCCCACUCCAUCCCAAUCACCCACAACACCUACAACAGUGGAAGUAACUACAGCAUCAACCACGCAUGCACCCACAACAACAACAGAAGCAUCUAUUACAGAAAAGGGCAAGCCAGGAAAUGUCGAUUGGCGUAGAUUGAAUUGUUCUUCACCUAUCACAUUUCAGGGAAAAUGUCGCGGUAGUUUCGCAUUCGCGGUGACGGCUGCAAUUGAAGCCCAAAUGUGCUACAAAACGGGACAGUAUACAGUUUUGAGUGCACAGAAUUUGAUCGACUGCACGAUGGUGGCACCUUUCGAAAACGCCGGUUGCGACGGUGGAGCACUCGAACCUACCUUCGAUUACGUCGUAAACGUUGGUAUCAAUUCGGAAGAAGAUUACCCAUACACUGCUUCGAUAUCCAAGUGUAAAUAUAAUCAAGAAAAAUCCGUAGGGAGGAUUAACGAUUACAUGAGCAUCGAUGAAGGCGAUGAAGAAACCAUGGAAUACAUAUUAAACAACGUGGGACCAAUAGCCGUAGGCAUUGAUGCCACUCACAAAUCUUUUGCGGAUUACAGAGGAGGGGUUUACUACGAGCCGAAUUGUAAAUCGGAUAUUGAGAGCUUGAAUCACGCUGUACUCUUGGUCGGAUACGGAGUGGAACCUGACGGUACCAAAUAUUGGUUAAUUCGUAAUUCGUACGGUACAGAAUGGGGAGAUAAAGGUUACGGGAAGAUUGCACGGACCGCUACAAAUCACUGCGGCAUCAACACUUAUGCUGUUUACCCAGUCGUUGUUUAAAUUUAGUUUAUUGUUGUGCAAAAUUAUUGAACUAAUAAAUAAUAAUCAGUGUUAAAACUCCAAAAAUGCAUUAUAAUUU
Molecule: messenger RNA, 1501 nt
Organism: Photinus pyralis (common eastern firefly)
Lineage: Eukaryota; Metazoa; Arthropoda; Insecta; Coleoptera; Lampyridae
Product: cathepsin S-like
Exons: 4
Coding region: 112-1422 (436 amino acids)
Cellular component (GO): lysosome
Molecular function (GO): cysteine-type endopeptidase activity
Source: RefSeq, a predicted model, not a curated record